AUGGCCGCGACAUUUAGGCCGGUCAACAUCGAGGUUCACAAGGAGGAACAGAGGGCCCCAUCGCCAACGACGCCGACACCGACCAGAGCCACCUUUAGCCAGAGUCAACAACGGCCGCUGCCAACUUCGCCCUUUCCUCAAGCCGUGCAGAUACCCGAAAGUAUUGAAGAAGACGGCGUUCCGCACCGGGAGGACUCCCAGCGCUCCAAGAAGUCCAGGGGAGAUUCGGAAGAUAUAGGCAUGGAGGACUCGGAUGCAGAAGGGAACGACGAUGGUUCCGACGACGAAAGCGUAAACGCCGACGGGACCAAGUCGAAUAAAAAGAAAAAGUCGCAAAGAUUCUAUUGCACAGAAUAUCCUCCGUGUAAUCUUAGCUUUACUCGAAGUGAGCAUCUGGCUCGGCAUAUAAGGAAACAUACAGGAGAACGUCCAUUUCAGUGUCACUGCUCUCGUCGCUUCUCCCGGUUAGACAAUCUGCGUCAGCAUGCGCAGACCGUUCAUGUCAAUGAAGACAUUCCAAUGGACUCUCUUGCGGCCACAGGUACAAGGUUCCAACGCCAAAUCAGGACCGAUAGAGUUCGCCAGCCCGGGCGGGCACGUGCAUCGACGGCUAGCAGUGUGGGCGGAGGCGUCCGCGGUCAUGCCAAAUCGUUGUCAACGUCCAGCAUCGGUUCCAUCAGCUCGAAUUUCAGCAGCGCGCGCGAUGAUAUCCGGCGGCGCCCGCCUCCGCUCGUCAUGGCUGAUCCUCGGUCGAGACUAUCAUUCGAGUCCUAUGGGAGUACAGCCGACAGUCAAUAUUCAUACCGCCCCGUCUCUCCAAGCGACUUCAGCACACCGACAUCGGCAACCUUUUCGACGGGCCAGAAUAGUCCCAAAUGGGGCUCGGGCAUUGCAUCGCCGACUACGUCGCAUUCGCGUGCCCACAGCAUGUAUGCUCCGGGUUCGCGCACUCCGGGCCGCCGACUCAGCGUUCCCUCUACCGGCGGCAACCCUUUCCAGUCGCCUCACGGCCACGGACCACCGACUGGGCGCCCGCUCUUCGGCCCCGGCCAUGUCAACGGCUCCAUGGGGACGCUCUCUCCUUCGAUCAGUGUCAUGGCUUCCCCGACUUCGUCGAUAUUCUCUCGCCGCGACUCCAUCGCUAGUGCUGCCGAUGAUGCAUGGCGCCGCCGAACCUGGCAUCCCGAUUCCAGCAACUUUGCCGCAACCACCGCGAGCAGCCGCCUCAGCAACGUCAUAACGCCGUCACAGUUCCAGCCAGGCCCGCUACCGAUUGCCGACCCGACGUCUCAGAGCAAUAACGUGCGACUGCCUGGCAUUGAAUCGUUUGACCCGCUGCCUCAUCGGACAGCCUCUCCUCACAGGCGCAUGCCGUCGCCCAUGGUGAUCGACUCAGACACACCACACCAGUCAACCCUGCAGCCCGUGCAAGAGCACGUCGCCGAGGAUAGACCUUCAACUGUGAACUGGGACAUGGGGCUUCAUCGUGGACUGACCCGACUUGAUCUCACCUCCAACACAACACCCCCACGGGACAGUGCGGGAACAUGGGCUCAGGAAGUUCAGCAGGCAGUUGACGCCGAGGCAAACCGUGUCAGGCUGAACCCACCAACUGUUAGGUUCAACGAUCAGGUGAUUGUAACCAGCGCCCCGAGCAUAUCGGCACCAGCACCAGCACCAGCACCCCGCAGCUUUCACCAGCAUACUAUGUCGGCCCCAAUGAUUACACAUUCGAGCGGCAAUAAACGCCACGGCUGGUAUCACGGGCCUGUCAACGCGCACGGCGAGGCGCGGCCCGAAAAAAUAGCUAGGGUGGAGAGGAUGGUGCAUCCCAAUAUCAGCCAUUUCUCCGGCUUUCCCGCCAGAAAUCAACCUCCACCUCCGCAUCCUCCAUCGGCUGAGGCUGCCGGAGACAGAGACAAUAUGCUGCGCUUGCAGGCCCUAGUUGCGGUUGCGACGAGCGAGAACAGCGCAACCCCAGCAUACUAG
Messenger RNA from Pestalotiopsis fici W106-1, 1989 nucleotides. RefSeq lists its product as uncharacterized. Gene Ontology annotation, molecular function: RNA polymerase II cis-regulatory region sequence-specific DNA binding; DNA-binding transcription factor activity, RNA polymerase II-specific. Lineage: Eukaryota; Fungi; Ascomycota; Sordariomycetes; Amphisphaeriales; Sporocadaceae. The transcript is spliced from 2 exons. The record is from RefSeq and is a predicted model, not a curated record. Bases 1 to 1989 code for a protein of 662 amino acids. Gene Ontology annotation, biological process: regulation of transcription by RNA polymerase II.